Agrilus planipennis (emerald ash borer) is the source of this 1240-nucleotide messenger RNA. Its product is annotated as fizzy-related protein homolog. The record is from RefSeq and is a predicted model, not a curated record. Gene Ontology annotation, biological process: anaphase-promoting complex-dependent catabolic process; positive regulation of anaphase-promoting complex-dependent catabolic process; positive regulation of ubiquitin protein ligase activity. The annotation marks the transcript as partial. The transcript is spliced from 3 exons. Gene Ontology annotation, molecular function: anaphase-promoting complex binding; ubiquitin ligase activator activity; protein binding. NCBI's taxonomy places the organism in Eukaryota, Metazoa, Arthropoda, Insecta, Coleoptera, Buprestidae. Gene Ontology annotation, cellular component: anaphase-promoting complex.
CGUAACACUUUAAACUCUAAAAAAUUUUUAAAGGUAACAAGAUUAUGUGAUCUUUCAUCGGAUGGAAAUGCAGUAACUUCGGUUGCGUGGAGUGAGCGAGGCCAUCUAGUUGCGGUCGGUACGCAUCACGGCUAUGUUACUGUAUGGGACGUUGCAGUCAAUAAACAAGUAAAUAAGCUUGUGGGACACUCGGCAAGAGUCGGAGCCCUGGCAUGGAAUGGAGACGUGCUUAGUUCGGGUAGUAGGGACAGACUUAUUCUUCAAAGAGAUACGAGGACGCCAGGUACUGUCCCCGAACGUCGGCUUGUAGGUCAUCGGCAAGAAGUGUGCGGAUUAAAGUGGUCCCCUGAUAAUCAGUAUUUGGCAUCUGGCGGCAACGAUAAUCGUCUGUAUGUCUGGAACAUGCAGUCCUUAUCUCCCGUACAAACGUAUACAGAUCACUGUGCCGCCGUCAAAGCUAUUGCUUGGUCCCCACAUCAUCAUGGCCUUUUAGCGUCCGGAGGUGGAACAGCUGACCGCUGUAUCCGAUUCUGGAAUACGUUAACGGGACAACCCAUGCAGUGUGUUGAUACUGGAUCACAAGUAUGUAAUUUGGCAUGGUCAAAACACAGUUCGGAACUAGUUUCCACGCAUGGUUAUUCUCAAAACCAAAUCCUAGUAUGGAAAUAUCCGAGUUUAACACAAGUUGCGAAACUGACAGGUCAUUCAUAUCGCGUACUUUACUUGGCCCUGUCCCCUGACGGAGAAGCGAUAGUGACCGGAGCGGGAGACGAAACGCUAAGAUUUUGGAACGUCUUCAGUAAAGCGCGGUCUCAGAAGGAAACCCGAUCUGUGUUGAGCUUGUACACGGGCAUUCGUUAAACUUUAGUUCAGUGGAAUACUAUAAAUUGUCUGAUGUUAAUUUCAGGAAGAAAAUAAUUUAUUUGAUGUUUUUAACUUCUAUUUUAGAAAAACUGCGUCUGAAAAAUAGUGCUUCUGCAAGUGUUUCUUGCGGUAUAAAUCAUUGUAUAUAUUUAUAGCUAUUGAGAAUUUAUAUGUAUUAACAUAUAGUGAACUUUUAUUGAAUUAUUUUACAGAAUUAUGUACAUGAAUAUAUGUAUGUAUGAUUUAUAUAAGACGGUGUACGUUUUUGUACAUGACUAAAUAUUUACUUGUGAUGUUUUUGUGUUCAAAUUUUUAGUUUCUACAAGAGAGGACAAAUGAUUUUAAAUUUUUAUUAAGUACAAGUUUUAGGGUUUGG